AUGACUGGGGUCCCGAGGACCCUAACGUUGGAGGGAAAGACGUUCGUAACGGAGCACCGUCUGAACGAACGCAAGCAUAUAGAGCCGAUUCACAAGAAAAAGCGUAGCCUUUCGGCUGACCGGGAUGAAGCCGCCCGCAAGGAGGUAGAUGAGCUGCUAAAGGCGGGAAUAAUCCGAGAGUCCCCUUACCCCAUCUGGAUUGCAAAUCCGGUUAUCGUAAAAAAAAAGGAACGGAGGGUGGCGAAUAUAGGGAAAAACCUGGAGGCGUACGUAAACGACAUGGUUAUUAAGAGCAGAGACGAAGAAGGACUCCUCGACGACAUUCGAGAGACCUUCAGUAACCUACAGAAGAUAAACAUGAAACUUAAUCCGAAAAAAUGUUCAUUCGGUGUAGAGGAAGGGAAGUUUCUCGGGUACUACAUCAAUAAGCCAAUAAAACAAAUACUAGUAAAACCAGAUAAAUCAGGAAGAGUGGCCAAGUGGGCUAUCGAACUAGGGGAGCAUGAGAUAGAAUUCAGAGGACGACACGCAAUAAAAGGACAAAUAUUGGCCGACUUCAUCACCGAUGUACAAGAAUCCAAAGACACAGAAACAUAUUCCGCGUCCCUGGAGGUGAUUGGGACCGUCGAACGUGACCUACGGAAGCUAUACACUGACGAGGCCGCAAGUUCCGAUGGUUGCGGAGCAGGCCCCAUGCUGGUCAACCCGGAAGAAAAGGAGUUUACUUAUGCACUAAAUUUUGAGUUCAUAGUGACGAACAACGAGGCCGAAUACGAGGCACUAUUGGCUGGGCUUCGGAUGGCAAGGGAUAUGAAGAUCCGUAGCAUACAAGUAUAUGUCGACUCCCAGUUAGUCGCACGACAAGUAAAGGGGGAAUACGAGGCAAAACAAGAAACCACCCAAAAGUAUCUACGGAAGGUACAAGAAUUACGAGAAUCUUUCAGCCACUUCGAAAUAGAGCACAUCCGGAGGAGUCAAAACAAAAAAGCAGAUGCAUUGAGCAAACUGGCCUCCCUGACUUUUGAUCACAUGGGGAAAAAGGUGCUGGUAGAAGUACUUAAAGAGAGGUCAAUCGAGGAAAAGUUCGGGAUACCGCAAAUGAUAAUAUCCGAAAAUGGGCCGCAAUUUGCCAGAGGAAUCUUCCCCGAGUUUUGCAAGCAUCUACAAAUAAAGCAGUCUUUCGCUUCGGUAUAUCACCCACAAGGAAACGGGCAGGUAGAAGUAACCAACAGGGAAAUCAUCAAAGGAAUAGAAAGGAGGUUGGGACGAAGCCAUAAGGGAUGGGUCGACGAGCUACCAUUGGUUCUCUGGGCAAACACGACAGCUCCGAAACAAAGUAACGGUGAAACCCCCUUUAGCCUGGCCUUUGGUAGCACCCACAAAAUUCCAAGUAUCAACCCACAGGAUGCUAAGCACGGAAGGAAACUCUAA
Messenger RNA from Erigeron canadensis, 1431 nucleotides. RefSeq lists its product as uncharacterized. Gene Ontology annotation, molecular function: RNA-DNA hybrid ribonuclease activity; nucleic acid binding. The record is from RefSeq and is a predicted model, not a curated record. NCBI's taxonomy places the organism in Eukaryota, Viridiplantae, Streptophyta, Magnoliopsida, Asterales, Asteraceae. Gene Ontology annotation, biological process: DNA integration. The coding region runs from base 1 to 1431 and encodes 476 amino acids. The transcript has 4 exons.